UGAAUGUUGUUUUCAUUUUUUGCAUUCAAGCGUUUAUUCAAAGCAGAUGUUUUUGCUCUUAGGAUUUUGAAGAACACUUUCUGUUUCGAAUGUUGCUCAAACACAACCUUUACAUGUGUUUGUUAGAUUCCGUCUUGUUCUGGGUUUUUCAUGGAUCGCUACAUUUGCACAUUUCGAGAUAGUCUCUCGGUUCGGUUGCUGAGAAGAAAAACUUAGCUGUUGUUGUAUUACGGAUAGCGAAGUUUGCUUCCUCGGUCAAUAGAGACUGAAUAAAAUUCACUGCUAGGGUUUUCUUUUUAAUUUUUUUAUUAUUAGUUUGGUGGGUUUGGAAGUAUCAUCCUCUGAUGACUCAUGAUUUUGUUAUCAAGAUAGAAAUAUUUGAUUAAUGUUUUUUCUUUAUAAUCUCUGGGCAACGGCGAGAAACUUUCGUGUUUAUAUUUUCUUAAUAUCUACUUCUUUGGUGAUUUUCAGGUUGUGCUGGUGUGAAUCAAUCUUCAAGAACUUGGCUUGGUACACUUGGUACUUAUAGUAGAGACAGCUUGUUCUUCAUCUGUUAUGGCACCUGAUCCAAGAGUUUUGAAGGCAUUCAAGGCUAUGAAGGCGAUUGGAAUCAGUGAAAACAAAGCCAAACCUGUACUAAAGAAACUUCUGAAAUUGUAUGAGAAAAAUUGGGAACUCAUUGAAGAAGAAAAUUAUCGUGCUCUCGCUGAUGCUAUUUUUGAGGAGGAGGAUGCUCAGCAAGAAGAAAAUUUUGGGGAAGAGCCUCUUGCUGACAUUGAGCCCUUACUCCCCUUAAAGCGCUUGCGUAGAGGCCAUGAAGCAUCAGCUACACCUUCUACCAGCAACUCCAGCCCAAUGUCAGGUGGAGCUUUAUUAAGAGAGCCAAAAUUGGAAGAGGCUGAACUACCUUCUACUUCUAUGCAACAGCAGUCUCAAGACAAGACAGAGGCUCUACAACUCAGUACUGGAAAUGUAAGGGUUGACACUCCUUGUCCUACCUACAAAAGAAAGAAACCUGUAUUGCCUACAAUUGCUUCUGCAGAAAAUAGAUGUAUUUCUGUGCGGGCAUCUCAUGGAGUGCACAUUAGAAAUCCCAUAUUUGAGUCGGGAAAUGUUCUUUUGCCUAAGGUGCCCAAUUCUCAAGCAUUGAUCAAGCCAAAAGAUGAGCCAUUUACCGAUGACAUGCUUAUGGAUGACAGACCACAGUAUGAGGUUCCAAUUGCAGUGAUUCAUCCAGGUUCAUUAGGCAUAAGACAUUCAUCUGCUGGAAAUGUUUCCAUGGAUGAGCCAGUUGGGGAGGAGCCUCAUCCAUCCCAACAUGUUGUGGCUGAAUAUGGAAGUAGUGAGGCUGUAACUUCUUUGACUGAGAGGAGCUCUAAUUGUGAACUUGCUAAUGUUCCUGAAGGAUCUCACCCUUCCUUGGAGAUUGCGUCUUCGACCACGGGAGAGGUGAAGAUAUCUCUAAGCUGCAAUUCCGCUGUUGGAAAUCCAAAUUUUCAUAUGCCUACUCUGGAUGAACUAAGAGAAUUAAUGGAACAGAGGUGUCUUCGAUCAUAUAAGAUCAUUGACCCAAGUUUUUCUUUCAUGAAUGUGAUGAAAGAUGUGUGUGAGUGCUUCUUGGAAUUGGCAACUAAUUCAUCUCCUGAAUCACAGGAAAGGGUAAGGGUGAUGCCACCUCUUGAUCUAUUGAGGAAAUCUACUACUCCGGAUGCACUUCUUUUUGGGGGUAGUGAGGAAAAUAGAUGGAUGUCAUCUUCUAUGAAUGGUACUGCUGAAAGAGAUAAGAAACAGGAACUAAAAGACCAUGAAUUUUCUAACUCAUCUAGUUUGGUUGUAGUGCCACAGUGUCAAUUAAGUGCUGAUGAAUUAAGGGUUUUAAAUGAUGUCAAAGACAUAGCUAAAGGGGAAGAAGGAGUUGCAAUUCCUUGGAUUAAUGAAAUAAACAAUGAAUGUCUGCCGCCGUUCCACUAUAUUUCCCAGAAUUUGGUGUUCCAAAAUGCUUCUGUGAAUGUCUCUCUUUAUCAAAUUGGUGAGGAGAAUUGUUGUUCUUCAUGUUUUGGUGAUUGCCUAUCAUCAGCAGUAUCUUGUGCUUGUGCACGCCGAAGUGGGAAAUAUGUUUACACAUCAGAAGGCCUUCUUGAGAAGGACUUCUUAAAUGAGUGCAUCUCAAUGACUCGCGAUCCUCAACAGCAAUGCCUUUUGAAUUGUAGGUAUUGCCCGCUUGAAAGAUCAAGAAAUGAAGGUAUUAUAGAACCAUGUAAGGGUCACUUGAAAAGAAAUAUUAUAAAGGAAUGCUGGAGCAAAUGUGGCUGUUACCGACAAUGUGGCAAUCGUGUGGUGCAGCGUGGGAUAAAUUGCAAACUGCAGGUGUUUUUUACACCUGAUGGAAAGGGAUGGGGGCUUAGAACUCUAGAGAAGCUGCAAAAAGGUGCUUUUGUUUGUGAGUUUGUUGGAGAAAUUGUAACCAUUAGAGAAUUGUAUGAGAGGAACAUCGAGAGACAUAACUGUCCAGUUCUAUUAGAUGCAUAUUGGGCUUCAAAAGGAGUUUCAAAAGAUGAAGAAGCUCUCUGUUUGGAUGCCACAUGUUAUGGAAAUGUUGCCAGGUUCUUAAAUCAUAGAUGCUUUGAUGCGAACUUGAUCGAGAUACCAGUUGAAAUUGAGAGUCCUGAGCAUCAUUACUAUCAUCUUGCAUUUUUCACAACAAGAGAAGUGGAUGCAUUUGAAGAGCUAACAUGGGAUUACGGUAUUGAUUUUGAUGACCAUGAUCAUCUUGCCAAUGCAUUCCAGUGUCGAUGUGGCAGUAGAUUUUGCAGGAACAUGAAACGUUCAAGUAGAUCCAAAUCUAUGCUGAAUUCAAGAUGAACUGACUUGUGGGGGCAUUCAGUUGUAGAAAUUUUAAUUCUAUAGAUUAGUCUCUCCCCUAAUGAAGAAAAGAGAGGAAGUGGAUUUUAGUUUGGUCAUACCACUGGCCUUUUGAUUUUGGCAAGUAGGGUUAGUAAUAGAAGCCGGGGGUAGUUCUUUUUGAAAUGCUUUAUUUUUGGCUGUGUACAUAUGUUUGACUGUUUGUGGUCCAGAUCUAUUGGCGGUAUUUUGUAAAGUUUGCUGUUCACUGCUAUAAUUUGGUAAAGCUAAACUUAUCUCAGCUUCUGUUUUUGACAAAUACUGCUGUGUAAUGAAUGUUUGGGGUUUGAUAUAUUGACAUUCGAAUUGGUCA
Molecule: messenger RNA, 3214 nt
Organism: Mangifera indica (mango)
Lineage: Eukaryota; Viridiplantae; Streptophyta; Magnoliopsida; Sapindales; Anacardiaceae
Product: probable inactive histone-lysine N-methyltransferase SUVR2
Exons: 9
Coding region: 556-2862 (768 amino acids)
Cellular component (GO): nucleus
Molecular function (GO): protein binding; zinc ion binding; histone methyltransferase activity
Source: RefSeq, a predicted model, not a curated record